Panicum hallii is the source of this 3259-nucleotide messenger RNA. Its product is annotated as protein ACCUMULATION AND REPLICATION OF CHLOROPLASTS 3. NCBI's taxonomy places the organism in Eukaryota, Viridiplantae, Streptophyta, Magnoliopsida, Poales, Poaceae. Gene Ontology annotation, cellular component: cytosol; extrinsic component of plastid membrane; chloroplast outer membrane. Gene Ontology annotation, biological process: chloroplast fission. Bases 88 to 2340 code for a protein of 750 amino acids. The record is from RefSeq and is a predicted model, not a curated record. The transcript has 17 exons.
CCGUUAAAGCACGGCUCGUCGGCUUCUCCUUCCUCCGUCUCAACAGCCUCACUCGCUGCCCGUGCCACCCACACGUCCUCGUCGCCCAUGGCGGCUCCAGCCAGGGGCCUCGCGCUUCCGCCGCCCCUCUCCUACCCCAGCACGUCCCGGCGGCGCCUUGACCCUUCCACGCGGGGACGCAGCAGCCGCAGCCGACGACGCGUCCCCGGAGUGCGCGCGGCGGCGUUGGAGGCGGCGGAGGGUGCUUCGAGGGCGACGGAGCCCGUGGAGGUGGUAGGGGUCGGGAGCCGGAAGGACGCUGUCAUCAACUUCUGCCUGGGCUCCCGCACACUGUCCUCCACCCCCAUCCGCUUCUGGACAGUACAUAUGAUGGAUAAUUCUAGAGUACAGUUAAUACAAAAAGGCCAUGAAACUGAUGCAGUGUUCAGAGACCUGGAACCUCCCUUAUUUCUUCAUCCCUGCCCACCUGCGGUUAUUCUUGUUUCAAGUGCAGGUCAGGAUGCUGAUCAUAUUACUGCAAUGGAACUUCUUAGUGCUGUCAAAUCUGCUGGUAAUCUGGCUGCAUCAAUAUUUUUGAAGCCCUUCUGCUUUGAGGGACAAAGACGGCAAGUAGAGGCAGCUGAUUUGAUUGGCAAGCUUCGAACAUGCUCAAACUUUCACAUUGUUAUUGAAGCUGAUUCAUUGCUUGAGACGGAAGUGGAAACUCUUGCUGAAGCUUUGGAAAGUGCCAAUAAUGCUGUCCUGUCAACUAUUAGCAUGAUAUCUAUCAUGAUGUCUGGUUAUAAUAAGAUGUUCUGGAGUUCCCUUAAUGUGCAAAUUAAGGAAGUUGAUCCUGAGGAAGUAGCCAAGCUACUUAGAAGCUAUGGGGAAGCUAGAGUUGGCUUUGGUGCUGGUUAUAACAUCCAGUCAGCAAUUAAGCAGGCUGUCUUCCACUGUCCAUUUCUUCGUGGUGGCAUAAAGGACUUGAACAAUGUGGUUUUCCUCUCCCUUACAACUGCUCGGGUAUUGUCUGAAAGUGAUAUGAUCUCCAUUCUGCACAUCUUUCGUCGAGUUACUGGAUUCACCAAAGAUAUUAUAUUUUCUAGAAAUUCUGAACCUGAUUUAGAGCCAAAACUAAUAGUAGUUUCUCUUCUAACUAUCCGAAACCACUAUGAUGAAAGUGUUGCCACAGUACAAGAGGGCUUUCUUUCAAGUUUGGCCUUGUGUUUUCCUUUUAUAUCCUCUCUUAUGGGAGGAGAUAUACUUGAGCAGGAACAAACUAGGCAAAAGCAUUCAUUUGAUCAACUGCCUGACAAUGGAUCUAAUUCUGUAGAGCGAGAAUUCUCACAACUUUCUAAUGGUUCUUCUGAUGCUACUGUUUCGAAAUUAUCUCCUGAAGAAAUUGAGAAUUUGGAAUCUGAGAGAGAGAGUAAUGACUGGAAUCGGAGAAUAAAACCAGAAUCUCUAGAAGGUAAUCUUCUGGUUGCUGAAGAAAUGGGCAUGCAUGACAACAGAGAGCAUUUAGGUUCACAGCAGGACCAUGGUUUCUUAAGUAACUCCCCUGGUUUUGGCAUUGCACAAUUGUGGGCUAAAGAGCGUACAAUGGCAAGUGGAAGCAGUAAAAAUGAUGAGCUCGAUAUUGUCACUCUUCCUGUUGGUGUAAAACUUAGCAAAGUUAAGUCUGAUCAGUCUCCAAAUACGCACCCUGAAACUCCUGAUGCUGGCACAACUGCAGCUACUGGACAUGCUGCCUUUGCAGUACCAUUUUCUGAUGUUCGUUUGGAGAAAGUAAUGGACAUGUGUAGUUCUGCAGUCACGUUUCUAAGGGGCAGAAUGGAUAGGUCUCGAAAGCGUGGCUCAAACUCAAUAUCCAGCCGGGCUGCAUUGAUGCUCGAUGCAGAAAGAGAACCAGAAAAGACAUGGAGCCCCAUAGUUGAAAUACGGUAUGGAGGGGGAACUUAUAGAGGCAGAUGCCAAGAAGGUGUCCCUGAAGGAAAGGGUCGUCUAACAUUCAGUGAUGGGAGCUUUUAUGAUGGACUCUGGAGGUAUGGUAAGAGAUCUGGUUUGGGGACUCUCUUUCACAGUAAUGGUGAUGUAUAUCACGGAACGUGGAGGGAUGACCUUAUUCAUGGAAAGGGCUGGUACUAUUUUCACAGUGGUGACCGCUGGUUUGCAAAUUUUUGGAAAGGGAAGGCUAAUGGCGAAGGUAGAUUUUAUGCCAAGGAUGGGAGUAUCUUCUUUGCCCAUUUUCAAAACGGAUGGCGCCAUGGGGAGAGCCUAUUGGUAGAUGCAAAUGGAUCAAGGUGGAUUGAAGUUUGGGAUGAGGGUGUACUUGUUAGCAGAACUAAAAUGGAGAAAUAGGGCUUCUGAUCUAAGUAGAUCUUCAGAUAUUGGCAAAAUUUUGCUUCUCCGGCUAUGCUUCAAAAUCUCAGAUGUUGCAAGGCACUCUGUUGGUUCACGGCUUGGAUGACAGGAAUGCAGAUGAAUGCUAGUGGAAUUCUGAAGACCUAUUAUUCUGUUUAGUUGGAGAGAAGAUCUCAAGUUCUUCACUUUUGGAGUUGGACAAUAUACGAUUUAUCAUGCCUCCGACGAAUGACAUCUGGGAUUCGAAGUUUGUGUGUUUCAAUGAGCUAGAGGCAAAUCUGUGCAGACAACGACAUCCCCUCCUUUCGGUACGAUUAAAGGAAACUUUUGAAGUAUAUACAAUGGAGCCAGUUUAAUCAAAAUAUUCUGGGAACUGACAGCUUAGGAGCUCAAGUGCAACUCCCCUUCUUGAUCUGGACGGUAUCAGCAUCUACCAGAUUCAUUCCAUCCAUCGCCUUGCCGUUUCAAAAUCUAAGCGGCAGAAGGUCGGGGAUCCUACCGAGCACCCAAGGUACGCCUGCAUGGUUCCCAUAAGAAAACCUAUCUGCUGUCACGUCCCAAGUGGUUCCAGGGCUCUCUUGCGUGCUAUCACUUCCUGGUGGAGCCGCUGGCUGAUUGCUGUGCUGGUACAUUUGAGUAUUUCAUAUCGGACGCAAGCUAGUGGCUACGGAUUGAAGUCGCACGGCAACUUGGCAGUUCGCCAGCCGUGAAUCUGUGGGCAUGCAUUUUGUUUCCCCCCUGCCGAUCCGGUCAUGCGUCCCUUGCGUCAACCAAUCUUCAUCCCUGUAUUUCGUGGGCCAUUAAAAAAAUGUGUAUCUGGAAGCGCCAUGCUGCUCUGUCGCUGUGCAGUGUGCAUGCACCCGGACUGCAACUUCCCUGCAAUUGCAAUUCCUGGCAGGCAACGGCUUUCUUAUAA